AUGUCGGAGAGGCCUGGGCAGCUAGACGCCCCAGGUCGACUCCUAAUCUUAGGGGUAUUGGGCUCCGCUGGAAACAUGGGCUGCGGAGGCAGUUGUGCUCAGAUUGAGGCAUUGCGUGGCAAAGGAAAGUCUCGCAAGGUUGGCCCGGAAGGCGUGCUACCAGUUCCCGACCGAGCCAUCCAUCGACUCUAUGUCGCCAGGCUGGACCGAUACCUUGGGAAGGUGAGCCAAAGGCCCGACGCUUUCAUUCUGAAAGUCGAGCUGCGCCGGUCAGAGGCUUCUUUGAGGCCAAGCAGCGGGAAUCUUUUCGCGUCCAGCGUCGAUGACUUCCCAGGGGAAGCCCGGGAAGAUGCCACGCGGCACGGACAGUCUCCGCAGAAUCUGUCAGUCGGAGUGGGGAAGUAG
This is a messenger RNA of Symbiodinium natans, 405 nucleotides long. The record is from the annotation of a GenBank genome assembly. NCBI's taxonomy places the organism in Eukaryota, Dinophyceae, Suessiales, Symbiodiniaceae.